Molecule: messenger RNA, 3601 nt
Organism: Vitrella brassicaformis
Lineage: Eukaryota; Vitrellaceae
Source: the annotation of a GenBank genome assembly
AUUCAUCGCGUGGAGAGUUGAAGACACAGAUAUGGCGCGUCUGCCCGAAGUAGAUAGCUGUGCUGACCAAGCACGACAGUGUAAGCGGAGAGAUCUGACGAUCAAUAUGUGUGCGUGACCUUCUUCCUGUGUACAGGUUUGAAAGAAGUGUACGCUCAUGGAAGGGAGCCGUCGGAGUGGCCUGAUCCGCCAUCCUGCACCUGUCCAUACACGGCACUUCUGUUCGCUCAGGCGGCCUUCGCACUGUAGGUUUCUCCAGGAGGCUGGACGUUUCUCAUCCGUGUAUUGUUGUUCAGAGGGCUGACGCGGCUUGAUUUCGGCUAUUUUGAUCGUGCCCGGGAGUAUUGUAGCCGAUGCCUGCACCUCGCAGAGCAGGUGGGCAAAUGAAUGGAUACACACAGACACACUCACACACACCUCUCACACACGACACACGAACGGGGGUGUCCUCUACUUGUGGUGGGCAUCUUCAGUGGGAGAAGACGGCCGCCAAACACAAGGAGCAGCCAGCAACCGCCAAGCGCGUAAGAAAAGAAGAGGCCGAAGGUUGUGCUUAUGUUGUGUGUGCGGCUGGUCAGGUGUUGGCCAUGAGCAGACUAUUGCUAGCUGAGGCGACUUUCAUCCCUCUACUCAUUGCGGCCCUCAAGACAGACUUUAUCUUCGACGUCCAGAGGAUGUCGUGUUAGGACAGGAUGUCGGACAGCCUUGCAGAGAUGCCAAAGAUGCUUCUUGUGUUCUCUGGUGCAGAUGACUAUUUAAUGCCGCUGGUAAAGGAGAUGGCCGCCAAGAAGACCGGGGCAGGGCAGGUGCUGACAGACAUCCAAGAAGCCCGCAGACACCUGCGCCGGAGCCGACCCCCUUCGCCAGCAAAAAGCAGGUACGAAGGAGAUCGAAUGCGCCAGACAAGGAUGCAGGGAACGAACAGCCCGUCUGCUGUCCGCCUGUCUGCCUGUCUGUCUGUCUGUCUGUCUGUUUGUGUGUCUGUCUGUCUGUGUCAGCGUUCCCGUGCCAGCUCAGCGCUCGGCCGCGUGGCAGCGGAUGGAGGCUGACCUGACAAACAGCGCCCUUUUCACAGAAGGUCAGUUUGGACUUCGAUGGCCACAAAUUGUCCACGGGAACAACAGUGGUUCUCCUCUCUCCUUUCCUCAGGUUUCCUUCUCUGCUUGGUCGGAAUCAUCCAGAUGGUCACCGACCGCAACACCAGCAGCAGCACCGGCGACACUGCCCACACUGAGCCGCGGACGAGCGGCAAAUCGGCGUCAGCUGCGGCCACCGCCAGCAGCUAUGGAGCGAGAUCGAGUGGGAGAGGGGCCACCACCACCACCACCACCACCUCACCAUUCUCCGCAGCAUUGGCAGGAUUGGUGGACUUGGGCGCAAGAUUGGCAGAUUGGGGGAUACGAAUGGCACUGUCGACAAAGCUGUCGGUGCCGGCCGACCCACAAAGGGGGUGCAGUCUGCUGCGACAGGUGAGAGGAUGUCACGUGGGUGGUCGUCUCGCCACUGAUGCCCCUUCUCCUUUUUGCUCAGGCGAGUGACGGUCUUAGCAACGACAGUCCGCACCGCCAUUUGGGGGUUGGGCCGGUGGUCGCGCAUUAUGUUGAGAGCCGCAAAUUGUGCAGAGAUGAGGACGUGCUGGUCAGCUGGACGCACUCGUAGUCAGUCAAGACACAUCCAUUUGACCUGAUGUCUGCUGCGUAUAUGUAUAUGGUUGCUGCAGGCAAGGCUCCCGCCGCUCAUCAGAGCCUACCUCCGCUUUGACAACGCGUGAGUGGAGGGGCGCUCGAUCAUCACUCAUCAUAAAACCUUGUUGUCUGUAUGCAGUGACCGCAAGCACGACUAUCAACAGGCCGUCGACAUCAUGACCUCUGAAGUGCGCAGGUACGCAGGAGCAAGUGGAUGAAUGCGGUGCUACUGCCUGCUGUCGCGUCUUCAUUUUGGUGUCGUUCAGCGAGUCGAUGUGGGCCGGUGCCAGCAGGGACCGAGGAGAUCUGCUGCCACAGCUGAGGCGGUACAAGGCACGCCGUCUUGCAUGGCCCUUCUUCGUGAUGCGGCGAUAUGAGGACGUGCGGGCCAUUGUCGGACCAGGAAAGAGAGAAUGAGAAAACCAGCAGGAACAGACUAUACAUACCUACGUUACAUUAUUUUUGUGUUGGUUGCAGCGUCCUUCCCGUCGCUAGCCGAUGCCGGAGAGGCGCCGCUCGCAUACAUCGCAUCGUUGCUGGCCGGGCGUGUCGAUGAGGCCAUGCGGAGAGCCUACCUGCUGCAUGUGGUCAGCCUUUCCGCCGGCAGUGUCGCUGUCUCUUCUCAUCGUUUCUCCUUGCUGCGUUAUCCCAGAAAUCGGCGGAAAGCGAGUCAAGCGACACCAGCAGUCCGUGGGAGGCAGCCAUGUUGAAGCGGCUUGGUCAAAAGCGCACGUAAGACCAUCGGAUGAUAGACAACCAACACCUUCGUGCUGCUCAAUUUGUGUGUGUGUGUGUGUGUGCAUGCAGGCCUCGAGAUGCAAUGCUGGCAUAUAUGCAAGUGUUAUAUCAUCGCGAUGCGUUGGAAUUCAUCAGCGAGGACAAGGAUGUCGAGUUUCUGGCAGAGGUAAAGCGUUUUCCUGCAGGCAACCAAGCACUCACGUUCGUCUCUGAUUAACCCUUUGUGUUUGUAUCAGGCGGAGGAGUCACUGGCCGGAUCAGAACACGUCAACCAGUGGGCCGUGGCGACACUGCUCGUAGGUCAGCUCGCCAUGAAGCCGCUGCAUAUCUACCGACGCUUUGUCUGUUCGAUCAGUGGCCGUGAGGGCCAACCGUUUCCAGACGACUGAGGCAGACGACUUCACCCGCCGACAACACAGAGCCUGUCAGGAGUACGCCCUCAUUCGGAUCUUGAGUCGGCAACAGUCAAUCGAGGUACAGGCACACACACACACACACACAUAGAGAGAGAGAGAGCUCUGCGGCCGGCAUACGUGUGCCUCUGAGUGUGUACGUGUGCUUCAUGGCAUCGUGUGUCUAUGAAUGUGUGUCUUCAGGUCGAUUGGGUCGUCCCGCACGCAUGGCGGUGCUUUGCCAUCCACUACUAUGCCUACUUCAAAGACAUCCGCCUUUGUCGACGCACACUGGGCGCCGCCAAGCAGUAAUGUGGAUGAAAUGAAUUAGCCAGUAGUCAUGUAUGCUCAUCGAUCAGUUUGUGUGAAGGGAGGCGGCUACAAUCCGGUGUCCGAAGCUGCGGGCUCGGUUUGAAGACUGGAUAUCUGGGCGUGAGACAGAUGUCAUGUCUUCCCACACAAUAUCGAUGAUACAGUUUUUGUGUUUCUUUGCAGUGGCGGCCAAAGUCGGCCAGCCCAUCCUCCCACCCCGUCUGGCGCAGUCAUCGUGGUGGGACAGGUUGUCCGAGUACAUCGCCAAGUUCAACAACGAACUGCAGUUAGAGGCUGCAUCCCUGGGCCUCGAUGCCGCUGACGACCGGCUGGCAUGCUUGUCGCUGAGAAACUGAGAGCCACCUGGCUGGACAGAUCUAGACUGUAUGUGUGUGUAUGUGGUUGCCACUUAGCACUCAAAUAUUAAUGACCCCACUGCCCUUGUAUCAUGCAGAACGUUAACAUGCACCGUGG